Sinocyclocheilus rhinocerous is the source of this 987-nucleotide messenger RNA. RefSeq names its product gastrula zinc finger protein XlCGF52.1-like. Gene Ontology annotation, molecular function: RNA polymerase II cis-regulatory region sequence-specific DNA binding; DNA-binding transcription factor activity, RNA polymerase II-specific. The transcript has 2 exons. Gene Ontology annotation, cellular component: PcG protein complex; transcription regulator complex; nucleus. Bases 90 to 950 code for a protein of 286 amino acids. NCBI's taxonomy places the organism in Eukaryota, Metazoa, Chordata, Actinopteri, Cypriniformes, Cyprinidae. Gene Ontology annotation, biological process: regulation of transcription by RNA polymerase II; embryo development. The record is from RefSeq and is a predicted model, not a curated record.
AUGCUGGAGAACAUCCACCUCUGUCCAGCAUGAGAAGAAGACAGGAGGAAUUACUUCAGCUGAGCUCCUAAUGACAACCUGCUGUAAAGAUGGAGUUUAUUAAAGAGGAGAAUGAGAACACGAGUGAUCCAGAACCCUGCAGAAUUAAACAAGAAGAUACCGAGGAACAAAUAGACCUGAUGGAAGCGAAUGAAGUGGAGGAGAAACAGCAUCAGCAUCACUUCACAACUGGAGACAAAUCAGGAGGCAAAAAUUAUUUCAUCUGCCCGCAGUGCGGAAAGAGUUUCCCGCAUAAAGGAGACCUUAAUAAACACAUACGGAUCCACACCGGAGAGAGACCGUUCAUGUGCAUUCAGUGUGGAAAGAGCUUUACGCAGAAAGCAAACCUUAGCAGACACCUGCGCGUUCACUCUGGAGAAAGACCCUUCACGUGCCCUCAAUGCGGACGGAGCUUCACAUCCACCAGCAUCCUCAAACACCAUCUGCGCUCUCACUCCGGAGUCAAGUCGUUCAGCUGCGAUCAGUGCCAUAAGAAGUUUAUUUUAGCCAAACUGUUGAAAAGACAUCUGAAGAUGCAUGCAAACCAGAAGCCGCACUUGUGCUCGUUCUGCGGGAAGAGUUUUUCACAAUUGGACUAUUUUAUCGAGCACCAGAAAAUGCAUAUCGGUGGGAGACCUCAUAAAUGCUCUGAGUGCGGAAAUGCCUUUAAUACGGCCGAUUCCUUGAGACGACAUCAGAGGAUUCAUACCGGGGAGAAACCAUACAUUUGUUCGCAUUGUGGAAAGGGUUUCAUUCAGUCGGGACAUUUGAGAGCGCAUGAGAGAUUGCAUACGGGAGAGAAGCCGUAUCAGUGCUAUUCAUGUGAGAGGAGCUUCACACAUUCAAGUAAACUAUUGACUCAUGUUAGAAAGCGUUGCCCGAAGUUGUUGUCCAUCACUUUAAAGGAAUAGUUCACCCAAAAAUGAAAAUUUGCUGAAAAUAUACUCA